AUGAAGAAAUGAGUCCUGUAGUGGCGUACAGUUUGCAGCUGGCUCCCCGAGUCUUGAGAGGGCUCUUCCGCAGCACUUAUUCACAGUUGGCUAUGGCGAAACCAUGCAUCUUGGCCACCAGGCUUGGUGCACCGGGCGCGAUAUACAAGUGCUAUGCGCCCUGUAUUGAGAAACAUUUCACCAUCAUUCCCACAGAAGAAUUCACGCAGAACAGACAAACCCUCUCCGACAGCAUACAGGCAGUGUUUGUCUGGGGUGGUGCUUUGGUGGUUGACCGUGAUCUUCUGCAAUCACUGCCCAAUCUCAAGGUGGUGGUGAACGGUGGGGUGGGUGUUGACCAUUUAGACAUACCACUGAUAAACAGCUUUGGGGUUAAAGUGUGCAACACCCCUCACGUAGUUGACAAUGCCACUGCAGAUAUUGGCAUGGGCUUGAUGCUGGCAUCUGCAAGAAAAAUUCUGGAUGGCCAUAAUUACUCUGUCUGCCAUGACUCUGAUGACUUGCCGGAAAGUUCUAUGGGCAGCGACGUUAGUGGUGCCACUCUGGGCAUCAUUGGGAUGGGCCGCAUCGGCUACAAGGUGGCCAAGAGGGCCUCAGCAUUUGACAUGAAAAUCCUCUACCACAAUAGAAACCGGAGGCCAGAGGAGGAGGAGCGAGCGGUGGGGGCCACCUACUGUGCCAAGAUGGAGGACCUCCUGAAGAGCUGCGACUUUGUCAUGGUGGUGGUCAACCUCUCCCCUCAGACACACAAGCUGAUCGGAGCCAAAGAACUGGCCCUCAUGAAGCCUACUGCCACCCUGGUCAACAUCAGCAGAGGCCUGGUGGUGGACCAGGAGGCCCUUGUGGAUGCCCUGCAGAGGAAAGCUAUCGGUGCUGCUGCUCUCGACGUCACCUACCCAGAGCCACUACCCAGAGGUCAUCCUCUGCUGUCCUUCCCGAAUGUGAUCGUGUUGCCCCACAUGGGCACCCACAGCAGGGAGACGACCGGGGUGAUGGUGGAGAGGAUGAUCACCAACGCCCUGGCAGCCCUACGUGGAGACACACCUCCCAACGAAGUCAAGGUGUAAGACUUUGCAAAUGCUGCAAUGAUAUGUCUUCUCGGACACCAGGAACCAUAGUGAAAUGCAAUGAUAUUCCUUUGAAAUCACAAUGCUGACUGUGAAGUUGAUGUAAGAUUAAUCUUGGUUUAAGCUUGAUUUUUACCAUGAAAAUGAUUUAUAAACAAUAAUUACUGUGUAAUGUAGUGUGUCAUUAUAUCCUGUCAUUAUGCACAAUUGCCUUAAAUAAUAAAAGGCUGAUAUACAGUAUUUUUAAAUAAAAUCAGUAAUUUUCCUCAUGAAUUCACAUUUUACAAUAAAAAAAGGUUGAUUAUCUUA
Molecule: messenger RNA, 1376 nt
Organism: Engraulis encrasicolus (European anchovy)
Lineage: Eukaryota; Metazoa; Chordata; Actinopteri; Clupeiformes; Engraulidae
Exons: 6
Coding region: 9-1067 (352 amino acids)
Molecular function (GO): NAD binding; oxidoreductase activity, acting on the CH-OH group of donors, NAD or NADP as acceptor
Source: RefSeq, a predicted model, not a curated record